AUUUUUUUUUAUUAUUAUUCAAUUGUUGAACCCGGAACAAACACAAGUUUCUUAUUAAGUUAUUGACAGGUGUCGUCUCAAUUUGUUUCAUGAACUUUCGUUCAGUUUGCUGCAAUAAUGAACGAAAUUUUAGUCAGAACCAAUCGGAGUUUUUAUAAUGUUGGAGAUACAGUUUACGGCCUGGUUUACCUCAACAUUGUACAUCCAACAAAUGGACGAGGUGUAAAGAUCUCUGUAAAUGGUUACAGUCAAGUAAAAUAUAGUUCAAAGUCAAAGGACAUUCCUUCAUCAGAAAUUGUACAAGAGUUACAAGCUGAAAAGAACUACAUUAAAUGUCAAGAUGUAGUUUUAUAUGUAUCAGAAGAUCCCCUCAUGAUUGACACCUACAUAUUUCCAUUUAAGGUUUUAUUGCCCCCAAAUAUACCAGGUUCUAUAACUGUGUUUGGAGAGAAUGAAGAUGCAAUAUGGUAUGCAUUUGUCGACUAUAACAUCAACGCCAUGGUUAUUGAUUGUAAAGAGGUGUAUACAACUGAAACUUUUCAAGUGAGAACAUCUCCUCCUGUUGAUUAUCCUCUUGAAGUUACUGCACAGUGCUCACAAUCAUUUCUGAGUUUCUGGAAUCAAAAUUACUCGGUAAAAGCAAGGUUUGAUGCAGCUAGUUAUGUACCUGGAGAAGAUAGUGCUAAAUUAUGUCUUCAAUAUAAUACCUCAUCAAAUAUCAAAAUUAAAGAAGUUAUAGUAAAGCUUUUGAAGUCCCUUGCAUUAUCUAGUGGUUCAGCCAACCGUAAAUCUGUUACUGAUGAAAGUUUUGAUCCUUCUCAACCCUCUUACAUUUUACCAUAUCGCACACAGGAAACUAAUGUUUGGCAAACUUGCUUAACAUAUACUAAUGAAGAAUUACCUAAUAUACCUCUUGAAAUUAAAGUACCUCUAAAAGACUUAUCACCCACCACCAGCACUGAGAUUAUUCAGUGUUUCUAUAAAGUGAAAAUACAUAUAACUCUACAGAACAAGAAAUCAAUCCAUCUUGAUGUACCUGGACCCUAUGUACUAUCUCCCAAUGAUGAAAAGUGGUGUAAUCAGAUAUGUCCAGAUUGGAUGAACAAAGGAAAAACAACGUUACCAAAUGUCUCUCUUGGAGAUAAUUUUAGGGUUUCUAGAAGACUCUUAUAUGAAGAAUAUUUUGGACUUCCAGGAUUUUUACCAUUGUGACAUUAUCACCCAUAUUUUCAUGCAAACCCUUUAUGAUACUCCAAGAAAACAGUUUUUUGUAACUGACUCCAUUUAAUGACAAGAUCUAUUUAUAUAUUUAUACAUAGAUAUUUAAAAAUUGUUUUCUUUGCUUACACAGGCAUUUCACUUUGUUAACAUGCAACAGAGUUACAAUGUCAAAUCACUUUCAGAUGGAUCUCACAUGAUUCACAUAUAUUCUUUAUGUUCUAUCAUGAAAUGUAGCAUACAUUCCUAUUAUAUAAAUAAAUAAUUCCAUUUGUUGUUGAAUCCCAGGUCAGCUUUGAGUGAGCAGACCUAGAGUGAAAAAUAUUCCAGCUCUGAUUAUCCAGUCUUUCUUUCAAAUAUAUACAUUAACUAAGUCAUUCAUAAAUUAUGCCCUCUUCUAUUCGUUUAAUGCUGACAUAUUUAUAUUCUAAUUAGUCUCCGUUGUUGUUUCUCUAAUGAGAUCAUAUAUAAAUGUUAAAUAUAUCUCAUAAGUUGUAAGGGAAUUUUUAAGGGUCAGUUGCUAUCACAAAGUUUUAUGACAUAAAAUGGAUGAGUGGCAAUUUUUUUUCAAAUUAAACCAUUAGUUUAUUGAACUUGGAGUCAAAUUUCUCUCAAAUCACACCUUACCAUCCUAAAAAUAUAAAGAUUGCAACAUGCAGUCUUAGAUAAAGUAUGUUUGAAGAAAAAAAGGGAUGCUUUUGAUCAUAAGUCUGCUGGAUCAGUACUGGCCUGGAACUAAUCAACAGUAAUAACAAUUUCACGAGUAACAUUCCCAGAAAAUCUCAUGCAUAUUUCCAACAGAAAUACUCUUUGUUCAUAAUAAUGAUUAAACAAGAAUGUGUUAUCUCUGAUGCUUGGGUUAGCAAAACCAUUACCAGUUUCUUUAAAAGCAGGGAUGACAUAGCAAAGAUAAGACAAUCAUAGACUUUUAUAAAAGAGUUUUAAAAAGUAAUAGUUGUAGAGAGAAAGUAAUUGCUAAAGUAGAUGAUAUAGCAGAUUGUUUCUAUAGGGACAGGAUGUCACAGAUGUCCUUUUUCUAGUGAAUUUUAAGAAAAAAACUACUUAGCAAAGAACAGUUUGCAUAUGCUGUAAAAUGCAUGGUACAUGCCUAUUUGACAAUAUGAGGAAGCUACGUAUGGACAAGUAGUUUUAAGGAUGUCUUGAAGUUAUAAUCAAAACCCUCACAUUACCCAGCCACAACAACAACAAGUAUAAAUUAUGAUGAUGAUAUUACUCUCUUCACAGACACCAUCUUAGAUGCUACCUUCCUUCUGCAUGACUUUGAAAAAGUGGUAGCAGAUAUUAGUAGAUAGGUCAAUACCUCAAUAUUUCUGCUACUAUCAGGAGGGAUAAAUAGGCACAAUCACACAAUACCUUGUAAAAUUUGUAGACUCCUUUGUACACAGGAAAUAACAUCACAUCAACAGCUAAACGGGUAAAAAAAAAAAUGUCUUCUGAAAGCAUGGGCUAUUUUUGAUUUUAGUGUAUAUAUAUAUUAACUCUCAUGUAUUGCUUUAAUUUUGUUUAAAAUCUCAUCUUCUAAUGUUUACUUUCAUUUUAUGAUAGCUAUAAGAUACAACUGUUUUCUGAUUGGGUAAACAUGACCGAACUUUAAACGUCUGUAAUAUUUUUCUAUAAUUUUUCUGCAAUAAAUGAAUCACAAACUCAAGUUCAACAUGAAAAACUA
Messenger RNA from Octopus bimaculoides (California two-spot octopus), 2905 nucleotides. RefSeq lists its product as uncharacterized. Gene Ontology annotation, biological process: protein transport. Gene Ontology annotation, cellular component: cytoplasm. The record is from RefSeq and is a predicted model, not a curated record. Lineage: Eukaryota; Metazoa; Mollusca; Cephalopoda; Octopoda; Octopodidae.